ACAGAUAGAGAUGGAUAGAUGGAUGGAGAGGAAGGGAGGGAAUACCUGGAUACCAAAGAGAUGAAAGAAAGAGAGAGAGAGAAAACAGGGGAUGGCACCAUAGGGAGGGCCGCAAACGGUCGUCAGUGCGAAAACAAUCUGCCACUAAACGAACGCUUGCAAGCCACGCCCUCUACCUGUCGUUGGCCUUGGAGCCCUUAACCCAACGGCCGCCUCCACCUCUGCCUUCCCUGCCCAGAAUGACCCGUUCUUCCUCUCGUCCGACUGACAGGACCCAGGCGGAGCGGAUACGGAGGCCGCGGUGCUGCCGGGGACCCCAAGGGCUGCUCCCCCGCUACUCGGGGAGGCAGGCGGAAGGCCAGGAGAUACUCUUCAAGCUGACGGACAACCUGCAGGAGGAGUUCUUCAUCGCGGUGGAGAACGUGGACGGCUACGGCGUGAUCAUCUCCUCCAAAGCGGUUUACUUCCUCAAGAGCGGCGAGACCAUGGACCGAGAGGCCAUCUUCCUGGAGGUCAAGUACGACGACCUCUACCACUGCCUUAUCUCCAGGGACCAUGGAGAGGUCUACGUCCAGCUGACCAAGAAAGCCGUCAAUUCGGCCAGCGGCGUGGCCAUGCCGGGCCCGUCGCAUCAGAAGCCCAUGGUCCACGUCUCCGCCGAGGACGUGGCCGUCCGUCUCUGCCAAGAAAUCAACUAUGCAAAGAGCCUUUUUUAUGAGCAGCAACUCAUGCUGAGGUCCGGCGAGCAGCACGAACAGUUAGAACUGGACUCCUGACCCUCUUUGGGAGAAAACGCGGCCGCCCCCCAUCGCCACACCCCCUCGGCUCAGCCGGAGAACCGGGCCUCCUAAGAACGGUUUUGGAUGAAGCACAGACGUCAAAAACUCUGCAGGGGAGGAAAACAAAAAAUUCGAUCGUGCACCAACAGCCCAGACCCUUCAGAGAAGAAAACCCGGUAUUUUCUUAACCGUGUGUGUGUGUGUGUGUGCGUGUGUAUAAUACAUAUACAUGUGUGUUUGUGUGCAUCUCUAUGCACACUUUAUCGCACACGCCGGCAAGGUUGUAAAAAGUCAUUUUUUCCUUGUAAAGAAAUGAUAGGAAAAGUUAUAUUGCACUGAUUUUUGAGCAUUUUUUUUUUGUUUUGGGGCGGGGGGAGAGCAGGAAAGGCACUUUUAUUUUCCCUUCCUUUUGCUGGAAGCGGCAAACAGAUCAGUCGGCUAUCUCGAGAACCAGAGGGUGGGGGGACGGGGGACGGGACCCUCAGUCUCUCUCUCUACCCCGGUCAGAAUCACAGGGGAGGGUUUGUGUGUGUGUGUCUCUCUCUAUUUUGGCACCUCAGGGCCAAAGAGUGGUGGUGGUGGUGGUGAGGACAGUGAUUUCCCUGGGUGAGAGACCCUUCCCCGUGGCGGGGUGGGGAAAGGAAGGGGUGGUUUUAAGGAGAACCGAACGAGAACGUCGGUUUAUCAAUGUAAUAUUUGCAAAUCUGAUCCUGAGGAUUGAUUAAUUAAAAAAAAAAAGGCAAAAACAGA
Thamnophis elegans (Western terrestrial garter snake) is the source of this 1529-nucleotide messenger RNA. Its product is annotated as vacuolar protein sorting-associated protein 13D-like. Lineage: Eukaryota; Metazoa; Chordata; Lepidosauria; Squamata; Natricidae. Gene Ontology annotation, cellular component: extrinsic component of membrane. Bases 240 to 776 code for a protein of 178 amino acids. The transcript is spliced from 3 exons. Gene Ontology annotation, biological process: protein retention in Golgi apparatus; protein targeting to vacuole; mitochondrion organization. The record is from RefSeq and is a predicted model, not a curated record.